Molecule: messenger RNA, 1905 nt
Organism: Dipodomys spectabilis (banner-tailed kangaroo rat)
Lineage: Eukaryota; Metazoa; Chordata; Mammalia; Rodentia; Heteromyidae
Gene: Potea
Product: POTE ankyrin domain family member A
Exons: 10
Coding region: 1-1905 (634 amino acids)
Biological process (GO): G protein-coupled receptor signaling pathway
Molecular function (GO): G protein-coupled receptor activity; protein binding
Source: RefSeq, a predicted model, not a curated record
AUGCCAUCAUGGUAUAGAGAGUUUGGCCAGAGAGGCAGCUUGGUUAAGGAGACAGAUUCGAGCACGUGCUGGUUUCUGUGGUGGUGUCACCAGUGGCUGCUGCAGCAGCCUCCAUACCAAGAGAGAGAGCAUGGGCAAAGGCACCAGAGGUGGUGUGCAAGCAGAUUCUACUCACCACCAGCAAGAACUGAAGGAACAGAAAAUGCCAUGUUGCUGACCACAGACAGUCGCAGACUGUGUAUGAUCCAGAAACCAAGGGAAAAGCAUGAGGACCACACAAGAUAUGGUGGGAAGGUAACCCCUCCCCUCCCCCAACUGUACACUGACAAAGACCUGGCCAGAGCAGCUAGCACCAUUAACUCAGGCCUUCGAAAGGAGCCAUUCAACAGGUCAAAAGAUCCUGAUCUGCAAGGCUCAGCACCACCCCAGCAGAAAGGUGGCCACAGGGCAAGGGCGAGGGAGGAGGCAGGGGAGGUUCAGGUGAGGCCACCAGCCACAGCCAUGAAGACAAACUUCGUCUUGAGAAGUGAGCACCAGAAUUGCUGUGGGUCCUCCGCCGGCCCGCGCAGGAGCGUCCUGUGCUGUGCCAGUGAGAACGCGAAUGCCGAGAGCUUUGACUCUGCCAGAUACCUCUCCAGAUACAAAGCGUCAGGAAAGAUCCACAAGGCUGCAAGCCAGGGCGACGUAGGCAAAGUGCAGAGGAAGCUCUUAGGUGGGAAAAACGACGUGAAUGCCAGAGACAAGAAGAACAGGUCAGAGGGCCUGGGAGUGAGGAAUUUCUCAUUUCACAGGACUGCUCUGCAUUAUGCAUGUGCUUAUGGGCAUCCAAAUAUUGUGGUUCUUCUCAUAGAAAAGAAGUGUGAGGUUAAUAUUCGAGACAGUGACAACAGCACAGCUCUGAUUAAGGCCUCACAAUGUCAGCAUGAGGAAUGUGUGACUCUCCUACUCAAAUAUGGUGCUGAUCCAAAUGUGAGGGAUGCCAGCGGCAACACUGCCAUCCAUUAUACCAUCUACACUGACAAUGUGCCAAUAGCUGCCAAACUGCUUGCAUACAAUGCAAGUAUUGAAUUGCAAACCAAGGAUGGCUUCACACCACUUUUGCUUGCUCUAAAGGAAAACAAAGAGCAAAUGGCAGAAUUUUUAAUAGAGAAUAAAGCCAAUAUACAUGCAGUUGAUGAGCUGAAUAGAUCAACCCUCAUGUAUGCUGUCCAAUGUGAAUCAAAACAUAUGGUCAAGUUUCUUCUUCAGCAAGGCGUUGAUGUCUUUUUAAAAGAUGCUUUUGGAUGGUCUGCAUCAUCUUAUGCUCUUUAUGGCCAUUGUGAAGUCAUUAAGAGAACACUUUCCAAAUAUGAAGAAAAGAUUCUUAGAUGUAUCCCACGCAACAAUCCUGACUCCUCAGUCAGUGAGAGUUGUGGUCCUGGAUUCAGGAAAUCCCCUCAGGAGGGAAAGAGUUCCUGUUACUUUCCUUGUACUCCUUGCCCAGAGAAUGAGAUUUCUAGUGGGACAGAUGCUGGUGACUCACCCAAUCUUGUGGAUUUGCUUUACUCAUGUGACAGACUAAUCCAAUGUAAAAUUAGUAGAUGUGCAUUGCUUUCAAGAAAAGUUAAAAUAAUGGAACAUAAGAUCAGAAGACCACAGGAAGAGCUAUUAGAGAUAGAAGAAGUGAAAUCUCAAUUAGAGGAUGAAAACAGUGAACUGGAUGAAAUUUGCCAUAUUAGAAUUCUAUUGCAACAAGAAGAUUUGAAGAAAGACAAUGCUGAUCAAUAUUUUGGAAACACUGAGACAGUGCUAAGAGAAAAAGGAAAUCAUAAUGAUGCAGAAGAAAUAGGGCAACUUGCAAUGUAUGCUAAGAUGCUAUAUAUAGAAAUUAGCAGGAUAAACUAUCAUUUCAAACAGGUAAAUUGA